CUGCUAAUUUUGACAUUUCGUGUUUCCGGCAAAGAGCAAGAAAACGACAAAGUUCUUUUCCGUUUUCUCUUUCGCGAAACGCAGUCGAAAUGAAAGCUAAAGGAGUGCUGAAGGAAUACCAGGUGAUCGGGCGUAAGCUGCCCUCGGAGAAGGAUCCGAACCCGCCGCUGUUCAAGAUGCACAUCUUCGCGCCGGAUCAGAUCGUGGCCAAGUCCCGUUUCUGGUACUUCCUGCGGCAGCUGCGUAAGUUCAAGAAGGCCACCGGCGAGAUCGUCUCCGUGAAGCGCAUCCUGGAGAAGACCCCGCUGCGCGUCAAGAACUUUGGCAUCUGGCUGCGGUACGAUUCGCGUUCCGGAACGCACAACAUGUACCGCGAGUACCGUGACCUGACCGUCGGUGGUGCCGUGACGCAGUGCUACAGCGACAUGGCUUCCCGUCACCGUGCCCGUGCCCACUCGAUCCAGAUCAUCAAGGUCGAGUCGGUGGAGGCCUCCAAGACCCGUCGUGCCCACAUCAAGCAGUUCCACGACUCCAAGAUCCGGUUCCCGCUGGUGCAGCGGUACCACCACAAGCGCUACCGGAAGCUAUUCUCGUUCCGUCGCCCGGACACCUACUACCAGUAAAAUGUGCCGCCGCCGCCGAACGUGUACUGUUAAUUCCACUCUUUUUUAGGGAGGGUAAGAAGUGAAAAGAUGCAAAACUAAAGAUCGAUGGUCCGUGAAGAAAGCUAA
Culex quinquefasciatus (southern house mosquito) is the source of this 731-nucleotide messenger RNA. RefSeq names its product 60S ribosomal protein L18a (gene RpL18A). Gene Ontology annotation, molecular function: structural constituent of ribosome. The coding region runs from base 90 to 623 and encodes 177 amino acids. Gene Ontology annotation, cellular component: ribosome; cytosolic large ribosomal subunit. NCBI's taxonomy places the organism in Eukaryota, Metazoa, Arthropoda, Insecta, Diptera, Culicidae. The transcript is spliced from 3 exons. The record is from RefSeq and is a predicted model, not a curated record. Gene Ontology annotation, biological process: translation.